AUGACAUUCACGUUCGCCGAGGCCAAGAUCACCGCUUUAUUCGUGGAGUCUAUCGUUUAUGGUGUCUUCUUGGCAACAUCCUUCUUCACGUUCAGAGCUUUGGUACGGAGGAGACGAACACCCAAGCCCGGACCAGUGCGAUGGCCUUUCGCCACCGUGGCGUUCAUGCUCUUUAUAUGCGGGACGUUGAACGUGUUGAUGCACUUCAAGCUGGCGGUCGAUGGCUUAGUGCUGUACGCCGGUACGGGAGGUCCCGACGCGGGUUUCUUCCAGGAUUCCGGCUUCAUCGCCCCUGUGCAUAUAUUAUUCAUGGGAAUACCAGCGCUCCUGGGGGAUGGGAUGCUCAUAUAUCGAUGCUAUGUCGUCUAUGAACGCAAUUGGCGCUUCAUUAUCGUGCCCUGCCUACUCUGGGCUUUCGCUGCCGCCAGCACCAUCGGAUUUACGGUCAUUGAGGCCCGAUUUCCGAACACGCUCAAUGCUACCGUCACGACAUGGACCGACACCUUCACUUGGGCUGUCGUCGGGGGCAACCCCAUCCAAUCCGCUUUACGAGCCAUGGUCGAGUCCGCCUGGAUAUACAGUGUCUUCACCAUGAUGUCCGCGGUUCUCGCGUCGUGCAAGAGCAACGCCGUGUACAUCUUUGCCGACACCAGCGUACAACUCGCCGGGGUCUCAUUCAAUUUCAUCAUCAUCAGAGUUUGGACAAACUCUGCUGUCGAGCACGAAGAAGAAUCUUCGGCUCGUGCCAAGGAUCGCGAGUCGUAUUGUCCUGAUCGCGAAUCCCUUGCCCCUCGUCUUCCGGCUCGGAGGCACAACGAGAGCGGUAUCUCCUUCGACUCGGGCUCCGGCGGACACAUGAAGAUUAUGGACAUCGAGCUCGCUGCAGCUGAGUCGGAUUGGGACCUCACGGGAGGAAAUUACGCGGGUUCCAAGAAAGAGAAAGUCAUUCUGAUUUCAUAG
Messenger RNA from Punctularia strigosozonata HHB-11173 SS5, 960 nucleotides. RefSeq lists its product as uncharacterized. Lineage: Eukaryota; Fungi; Basidiomycota; Agaricomycetes; Corticiales; Punctulariaceae. The transcript is spliced from 5 exons. The record is from RefSeq and is a predicted model, not a curated record. The coding region runs from base 1 to 960 and encodes 319 amino acids.